AACUUUAAAACAGACAAAAACCGAGAAAGAGGAUGACUAAUGAAUGGCAGAGAAAGAAGAGUACACUUUGCACAGUGUAAUUUUCGCUUGAGGAACCUUACAAGGACUACACGUUUAGACGUUACUUCGGCGCGAUCAUCAGAUAGAUACUAAACAACGAGGAAAAUAUAUGGGCUUUGGAAAAUAGCAAGACAUGUUGAGGAAGAAACCCAGGAUCCCCAUCCACAGCCAAUACAAGGAGCUGACAUUGUCAGGAACUUCCUCCAUGGAGCAGUUAGGCUCUCGCCAGGUCGGCGAUGUAAAGGCUGUUCAUGAAGAAAACCCGUUCUGUGAGGACAUCCUUCUUAUUGGACAGGAGAAAUGUGUAGAAGAUUGGCCAGAAGGUAGUCCCGAGCUUAAUCCUUCCUGGAAACCACCUGGCAAAUUAAGACUACGGAGAGAAUUGUUACAGGUCGCUGUGGAGAUGGAAAAGGAAAGCAGAGAAGAUAUGGAUGAAAGUGGGCUUGCAAGGAGUGACAACCCGAAGAAAGGAACGAAGUUCAAGGUACCGUUAAUCCAGAGAAGAGGCUCUAAGAAAUUGGAUGAAUCCUUAAAAAACCCAGAGCUCCUUAAGGAGAAAGGAAGAGAAGGUGAUGUCCAGGAUGGGAUGGUAGAUAUCGACUGUCGCUCUUCCCUCUACCCAGUUCCUGUUACCUGCCAGUUUUCCCUGACAUUUUGUUUUUGUUCCUUCCAGCAACACAAGAAAGGAAAGAAAUUUAAGAUAAAAUUCUUGUCUCUCAGAGCAGCCAAGGAAACUCAUCAGGAAGUAACAAACCGUGAAAAUCUCUAUGCAACUUUCAGAGGCUUAAAGAGUACAACAGAGCUGAGGGACAUUCCUCCUGGAGUCGCUUCAGGCAAAUCCCCUCUCACAGGUGCAACAGAGCCAGGACAACAGUCCACUCCAUUUGACACAAUGCUGUCUGAUGGUCCAGAGGCCGAGGGGACAGAAGAUGGGAAAGCAGGGGACCCUGACGACGUUAACGAGGGGUGGAAGACAGUCAAACAAUGGAACGACAUGCCACUCGAAGAAAAAGAAUUACCUGAAAAAGAAGAAGCAGAAGCACUAGCGUUGCUGGCGGACAGGGUGCAAGGUGGGAUCCACGACUUCAAUAGGGUAUUCACUGAGCAUGCAGAAGGCCUUUGGCAGGACAUUGGCACACUUAAUGCCAUUGCUGAUGACAUCAGCAGCUUGCACAAGAGGGCCAAAGUCCCAAGUAUCAUAAUCCCAGUCAAUUUGGACACUUCUUUAAAAGUCCCUACAAUGGAGACGGGUGUGGCCAUGACGGGGUGCCCCUCUCCUGCCUCAGCCAGCAUCACUGAUAACUUCAGCAACUCUAUGUCGCGCAAGAAUCUGGAGAGUAUAAUGGAAGACUACAAGGCCAAGAUGGUUGACAUCAAUAAUCACUUGAGUUUUGUCAAGCUGGAGAUGGAGAAGUUGCAGGGUCAUGGUGAGCGAAGGAAGGAAUGGACCUACCAUUCAGACUGGGAAGUACGGCGAGCUCUCCAGAUUGCCAUGGUGGGGGGGGACCGAGUCGACCGAGCGGUCAGUGUAGUCCGCACCGUUUUGGGAGAACUUACAAGUUUUCUCCAGAGUAUGGACAGCUUCUACGUAGGCAAGGACACGCGUGAGCUGAAGAAAAGCCACAAGAGAGAGUUUGCCACCAAGAUCCAGGAGGUGGUUCAGCACUUGCAGGAGCAGCACACGGAGCUGAACAGCAUCCGGGAGGAGCUCCAGGAUGCGAUUGGCUACAUCUAAAUUUACUCUCUACAAUCAUCCUUUGGUUUUGGGUAAGAAAUUUGAUGUGUUGCAUUUUUAAGUUGAGAUAAAAAAACAUACCCAGACAGCCAUAUAUGCAUUGAAUGUAAUUGAGUAUCAUUCAUAUUUCAUCUGUAACGGGAGGAUGACAAUAGUUGGAGAUUUCUUUAUAACACUGGAAUAAAUUCCAUUCUGCUGACCACACAGUGAACCUGCCAACCUCCAGACUGCUACAAGAAGUGACCGAUACUUCUGGAAAUAAAAAAACAUCGCUCAUUUAGCCCUUUUAUUAUUCAUUCCAUUUUUGUAUUAACAAAUUUUAGUAAUUAAUCAAAAACGCCACAUUUUAUGUAUAGAAGCUGCUCCUUAGAAAUUGAAGCGUAAUACAGGUACGUGUCGCUUAACUUGCGGGUUAUGUUCUGUCCAAUAGGAUGUUAGGGGACCUGAACGAUAUACAAACACCAUGCGCACUGUAUGCAAACCUACAUGGUGAUACAGUAUACGGCAUCUGUAUUGUACGUGUACUGCCUAAAUAACGAGAGAGAGUCCAUAUGAGAGACAGUACAUGUUAAAAUUGUGAUAAAAAAUUCAUUAAAGUAAAUACAUAAAUGUGA
Brienomyrus brachyistius is the source of this 2409-nucleotide messenger RNA. RefSeq lists its product as uncharacterized. Gene Ontology annotation, molecular function: lipid binding. Gene Ontology annotation, cellular component: membrane; extracellular region. The record is from RefSeq and is a predicted model, not a curated record. Bases 194 to 1795 code for a protein of 533 amino acids. NCBI's taxonomy places the organism in Eukaryota, Metazoa, Chordata, Actinopteri, Osteoglossiformes, Mormyridae. Gene Ontology annotation, biological process: lipid transport; lipoprotein metabolic process. The transcript is spliced from 15 exons.